This is a messenger RNA of Ostreobium quekettii, 1647 nucleotides long. Lineage: Eukaryota; Viridiplantae; Chlorophyta; Ulvophyceae; Bryopsidales; Ostreobiaceae. The record is from the annotation of a GenBank genome assembly.
AUGGAGAGGAAGCACAGCGUGGAGAACCCUCGGGAGCUGCUGAACAGGGCCUUCGGGCAGGGGAAGGAGGAGGGAGGGGGAAUUGCCCAGGCGGAAGGCGUGCUAGCGGGUGCUGGACAGCCUGUGGAUGGACCCGGCGGCGCAGCGGCGCUGGAUGUGCCAGGGCUGAGUCUGCCGGCGGUGAGCGUGUCGCUCGAAGGUGGGCAGGGUGGGGAGUCAGCGGAGAAAUGGAGCAGGGGAGCGGGGCCCACAUCUGGAAUGUUCUUGGACGUCAACACCACGCCUAAGGUGGACAGCUCCCCGCUGGGGCUGUAUGACGGCGACCGGGAGCGGCUAAAGGCGGGGAGCAAGCUGACCGGGCCCCUGCCGUGGGAUGAUGAUGCGGACAUGGACGAUGAAGCAGGCAGUCCGCAGGCCCAGCACAGCCAGAUUUCGAGCCUUGCUGCAGCGUGUGAGCAGGAAGAUGGCCAGCAUGUGGACGCAGUGGCUGCCCGGACGCUUGCGCCGUUGAGCAUUGGCGAUCACCCAAGCUCGAUGGAGGCAGCACCCCUGGGAUCUUCUCAUGGGGUUGGCAUGGAAACUGGCAAGUCUGCAGGCAGCAGGGCUGACCUGGACAAGGAUGCGUCCGAGGCCCCUAGCUCAAGGAAGAGGGCCGAAGAAACGACUGCUUCAGGACCUGCACAAGAGCCAGAUGUGCUUGGGUUACGUGUGCAUGACAACCAGCGCGACGACUCUGCACGCGAGAUGUCGGGAUUGCCUCUCAGAAAGGAGCAGUUUGAGAAGUCGGCCAUCGAAGUGGAUGCCACCCCUCAACAGCCACAAGGGGUCUUGGGCAUCACCUUGGAAGAUGACCAAUUUGCAGCAGAGCAUCAUGCUGCCAUCUCUUUACCAGGUGGAGCUGAGGCCACCAUCAGAGAGGAGGACCAUUCCGUCCACCAAAGCGCACAGCAACGGGGCUUGGAAGACACCAAUGGGAAGCUGCAUCCUGGACCACUCCCAAAGAAUGGUUACACCAUGAACUUGGACGGCAUCGACAUGGGGGCAAUGUUGUUGGACAUACAAGAGCUCCUUGGCUAUGUGGACUCCAGUGACUCAAAGAUUGCAGAGAGGAAGUCCCUUUCGCAGGCGCAGCUGGCACGGAUCAUUCAAGCUCUGAAGCUUGGAGAGCCUGUGAGCAUGAAAGUGGCGAGUGCGCCCGUCGGUCAGCAGACCCACCGAGAACAAACUGAAGGCGACCAGGUGGCGCUUGCCCCUGACCGCAGUGUGGCUGUGGAAGAGCUCACGGAGAAGCUGCAGCAGUGUGAGGAGAAGCUGAACGAUGCGGCACUGGCUAUUGGGAUGCAGACCAGAAAGGUUGUCGCACUGAAGCAGCACUGCGAGGCACACGGUGUGGCCGCAGAUGCUGUCGUUGAGGAGAUAGAAGCGAUGUAUUAUAGCAAGAAGGACAGCUCCCUGGUCGAGGACACGGAAGUGGCAAGCCCAUGGGACCAAGGUGGAGCUGCAGAUGCCUCUUUUCCUGCAGUCACUGUGAAGUCGCACCAGGCGUCAUAUUCUCCAAGCCACUGUCUACCAGAGUCAGAUCCCCAUGAUUUUUUGGGAGUCGCUCCCAGCCACGACUCACAUAGGCAAAUUGAUGGAAUGAUUUGA